AUGAGGUUUGAUACUCAAGCACCAGGAACCGGUGCAGCAGAGGAAGGCGUCAGCGGCAGCUAUGAAGACGAAGCAUCUGGCGGUGCCGCUGCAGCAGCUCCGGGAGCAGCAGCAGAUGACAAGGAUGACGACUGCGACAGCAAAUUCGGCCAUCGAGCUGCUGGAAAAGAAUUACGACAAGAGCUACUGAAGCUUGAGGAAUCCAUGGGUAACCUCUGCUCUCCACAUAGCGAACCAUUUCGAG
Molecule: messenger RNA, 244 nt
Organism: Eimeria necatrix
Lineage: Eukaryota; Apicomplexa; Conoidasida; Eucoccidiorida; Eimeriidae
Exons: 2
Source: RefSeq, a predicted model, not a curated record